GAGGGAUUCUGCGCGCAGGGCGAGGGGAGAGACUCUGACUCACAAGUCUAAGCACAUUUUGCUAGAAAAAGAAAAAUACAGAAACGUGAAGGGGGAAUUGAGAGGAUUUCCUUUCCCCCUACGCCAAUGCAAGCAAUAGAGAAGACAGACAGAGCAACCUGUACUUUCAUUAGGAAUCACGAAAAAAUCAUUUAAAUUUGUGGAACAUACAAUGUGAUUCAGUCAGUGAACACACUUAGUUCACAUCAAGGAACUGAAAUAGUGGAGACACCAUUUAAAGGUAUGGAUUGUGGAAAGGACGUCAGUAGGAGUGGAACUCCUACACAAUAUCAAGGAACUCACACAGAGGAGAAGCCAUUUAAAUGCAUUGAGUGUGGAAAGAGCUUCACAGAAAGUGGAACGCUUAGAAGACACCAGAAAACUCACACAGGGGAGAAACCAUUUAAAUGUAUGGAGUGUGGAAAGAGCUUCACAGAAAGUGGAAUGCUUAGAAGACAUCAGCAAAUUCACACGGGAGAAACCAUUUAAAUGCAUGGAGUGUGGAAAAUGCUUUGGUCGUACAGAUUCGCUGAAAAUGCAUCAAUGUACUCAUACAGGAGAGAAAUCAUAUAAAUGUUUUGUGCGUGGAAAAUUCCUCAAAAAAAGUGGAAGCCUGUGUAUACAUGAGCAAACUAACAGGGGUGAGAAACCAUUUAAAUGUAUGGAGUGUGGAAAGAGCUUCCUUUUUAGUAAGCACCUUAAUGCACAUCAUCGCACUCACACUGGUGAGAAACCAUACAGAUGUAUGGAGUGUGGAAAGGGCUUCAGUGAGAGAGGAGGACUCAAAAGACAUCAGAGAACUCACACAGGGUCAAGACCUUUUAAAUGCAUGGAGUGUUGGAGGAGCUUCAGUCAGAGUGGAGACCUUAGAAACCAUCAACGAACUCACACAGGGCAGAAUCCAUUUAAAUGUAUAGAGUGUGGAAAGAGCUUCAAUCGUAGUGGAAACCUUAGAAGACAUAAACUAACUCACACAGGGGAAAAGUCAUUUAAAUGUAUGGCGUGUGGAAAGACUUUCCGUGAAAGGGCAAAACUUACCAUACAUCUACGAACUCACACAGGGGAAAAACCAUUUAAAUGUGUGGAGUGUGGAACAUGCUUCCGUCAUACACAUUCGCUAAGAAUGCAUCAAUAUACUCAUACAGGAGAUAAACAAUAUAAAUGUUUUGAAUGUGGAAAAUGCUUCUGUCAGAGUUCAAGCCUUAAUGCACAUCUACAAACUCAUACAGGGGAGAAACCUUUUAAAUGCAUGGAUUGUGGGAAAAGCUUCACUAGUAGUAUAACGCUUAGAAGACAUCAGGAAACUCACAUGGAAAAAACCAUUUAAAUGUAUGUUUGGUUGCAGAAUAAAUACAGGCAUAUCUGGAGGAUGUGGACCAUUUAGACUGCAUUUGUCCCAAUUGGGUUUCAGGUCCUGCCAUCGGACUGAGACCGCCCUGGUGGCGCUGGUUGAUCAUCUCUGGUGGACAAGGGACAGAGGUAAAAACUUUUUCCUGCUUGUGCUGGAUCUCUCAGUGGCUUUUAAUGCCAUUGACCACAGUAUCUGGUUAGCUAUUUGUGAGAAAAAUAUCUGCAUUACCCAGUUGGUUGAAAAUAAAUCUUUACUUGUCAGGCUGGCAA
Messenger RNA from Podarcis raffonei (Aeolian wall lizard), 1659 nucleotides. RefSeq names its product gastrula zinc finger protein XlCGF17.1-like. Lineage: Eukaryota; Metazoa; Chordata; Lepidosauria; Squamata; Lacertidae. Gene Ontology annotation, molecular function: DNA-binding transcription factor activity; RNA polymerase II cis-regulatory region sequence-specific DNA binding. Gene Ontology annotation, biological process: regulation of transcription by RNA polymerase II. Bases 533 to 1366 code for a protein of 277 amino acids. The record is from RefSeq and is a predicted model, not a curated record. The transcript is spliced from 3 exons.